Molecule: messenger RNA, 432 nt
Organism: Dermatophagoides pteronyssinus (European house dust mite)
Lineage: Eukaryota; Metazoa; Arthropoda; Arachnida; Sarcoptiformes; Pyroglyphidae
Source: RefSeq, a predicted model, not a curated record
AUGAAUCCAUAUUCUGAACAACCUGUUGCUUCAAUACCAAUACCACCACCACCACCACCUCCUCCUCCAAUUUCUUCAGUUCUUAAAUCGAAUUCAGUUGUUCGUUUAUCUAAACCAAAAUUAUCACCAAUGCCACCAAUACAAACAAAUUCUCAAUCACCAACACAAUCAACAUCAUCAGUCAUACCAAAUAAUAGGCCAAAAUCACGUGUAGAAUUUUCUGCUAAUCAAUUUAGUCAAACAUUUAAUCGAUAUAAUCAACAACAACGUUAUCAUCAAAUUCCAAUUCCCAAUAAAAAAGAUUAUUUUUUUACUCAACCAUAUUAUCCAUAUUAUUAUCGACAAUAUUAUUUAAAUAAUUUUGGUGGUAUUGGUGUUGGUGGUAAAUAUCAUCUUGCGUCCGGUUAUAAAAGUACAGACUUUCUAUCCUAA